Brettanomyces bruxellensis is the source of this 1548-nucleotide messenger RNA. RefSeq lists its product as uncharacterized. The record is from RefSeq and is a predicted model, not a curated record. Bases 1 to 1548 code for a protein of 515 amino acids. The transcript has a single exon. Gene Ontology annotation, biological process: mitotic recombination; DNA strand invasion; DNA recombinase assembly. NCBI's taxonomy places the organism in Eukaryota, Fungi, Ascomycota, Pichiomycetes, Pichiales, Pichiaceae. Gene Ontology annotation, molecular function: single-stranded DNA binding; ATP-dependent DNA damage sensor activity; DNA strand exchange activity.
AUGGACUUUACCAAGCAAUCAGAUGCUAGCGUGCCUGCCAUAUUGGACGAUCAGUUUGCCGAUGUUACUACUGCGUUUAAAAACAGCGGGAUUUUGACAAGUGAGCUUUUGAUCCGCUCAGCGGAGUCUUUAGCACGCAGUACGGGCAUUUCAGAGGAUCGUGUUAGAACGUUUGUUGCACAGUACAAGCAGGAAUGCUGGUCAGUGAUGGAUCAGGACAAAACCUUACAGAAUUUGUAUGAGAAUAGCAUGAAAAAAGAUGCUCACGUGAGCUUUACCACCGGAGAUGAUGAACUAGACUCGUGUCUAAAUGGAGGAAUCCCGUGUGGAUAUCUGAUAGAAGUGAGCGGCAGUUCUUCCACCGGGAAAUCCAAUCUGUUGAUGAGUCUUGCCGCGACGAUUCAGCUUCCUGUCGAGUUUGGAGGACUUGGCAAGUCUGUUUUUGAGAAGGAAAAGCACCAAACGGUAAAGACGAUGUACAUCAGCACGGAAUCCUCGUUAAGCACGCGCAGAUUGGAGCAAAUUAUGAACUAUUAUCGGGAUUUGAUGCAGGGGAACGGCAUCGAGGACCCGGAGAUGCUUCCAAGCAUGGAAAAUGUGCUCACUACUUCAUUUCCCAUAGCAGAUUUGGAAUCUCAAGACAGAUGCCUCUUCUACCAACUUCCAGCCAUGCUGGAGCGCGAUCCGGGGAUUAAGCUUGUUGUCAUCGAUUCUAUCACGCAUCAUGUGCGGGCAGAACGUCGGUUUUGGGACAGGGAUACGUAUAUCACGCAAACUUGUACGUUUCUUAAACAGCUGAGUCUCAAACAUGGAAUUACAAUUAUCGUGAGUAACCAGAUGACGGACAAACCACCGACGGGGAUAUUUUCGUCGCGGAACGACGUGCUUUACAAGAUGAACGUGGACUAUCAGAUGAGCUGGUUGGUCGGCUGGAACGACCUAGGUGUUAUAUAUAGACAGCUGAUGAUCCGAAGACGGAAAAAGCGGCCUUGGGAGAUUAAAACUGGCGAAGAAGCUGCAAUAGACAGCUAUGAUGGUAUAAGAUAUCCGGAAGAGCAGGCAGAUGGAGACGAAGAAGCGACAAACGAACAUGUGGAUGAUGCAAAUGGUACAAGUAUCUCAGUAAAAGAGCAAUUGCGCUCAGAGAGAAGGCAACUGUUUGAAUCCAAGUACAAAAGGGAGCUGUCGCAUAUCAGGACGAUUCCUGCAUUGGGGAUGCCGCUAUUGAACGUGAUAGACUGCCGGAUUAUGCUCAGGAAGCGGUCAAUUCCGAUCUUAAAUGAGGAUUUGAUAGAUGAAUUCAGUGUUGAUCUUGGGAUUGACACCAGUGCUUUGAGGAGCUCAGAAUCAGCUUCGCAGACACAGGAAGAUGCCAAAGACGGGCAAAAGCAGCCCAGCUUUGCCGAUAUGUUGGCGUCCAACGAGUAUUUGGCACACAACUUUGAGACUGAGCGUUUUAUGGAUGUCGUUUUCAGUCCAUUGGUGGCAUCUGGACAGAGGAAAGUGUGCAAGUUCGAGAUAUGGAAGGGUGGUAUACGGCACGGUUGA